AUGCAGAGCUCGCGAUCUGCUGCCAGGAAGCUGGCCACGGGCCUCCGUGGGUUUGCAAACGCCAAGAAGAGGGCGCCUGCGUUCUACAAGCCCGGUGCCAGCUCGACGGAGCCUGCUGUCGCCAAGGCCCCAGGCACCAAGCAGGCGGCCUCCAGCACCGCAGAGGGCAGUACAGCGUCCGCCAAGCCGCAGGGCGGAGCAGCAGAGGCAACGGCCAAGCCCACCGCCGCUGCUCCCUCGGCUGGCGCCGCUGCCACGCCUCCGACUGCACCAGCCACGCAGCCUGCCGCUGCUGCGCCAAAGCCUGCAGUGCCCACCACCUCGCCGGCAGCAAGCGCAGCCGCGGCUGCAGCGCCAGGCGAGCAGGCUGCCGCAGCAGCCAAGCCCGCACCUACACCCGCCGCCGUCGCGCCCAGCACAGCGGCAGCUGCCGUCCCCAAGCCGGCAGCCACACCACCUGCAACAGCUGCCGUCCCCACGCCGGCACCCACCGCUGCGCCCAGCACAGCAGCAGCAGCCGUCCCAAAGCCGCCAGCCUCCGCGCCCGCAGCCCCCAAGCCGGCGCCCACCGCUGCACCCAGCACAGCAGCAGCGGCCGGACCCAAGCCGCCAGCCUCCGCGCCCGCGGCCCCCAAGCCGGCACCCACCGCUGCACCCAGCACAGCAGCAGCGGCCGGACCCAAGCCGCCAGCCUCCGCGCCCGCGGCCCCCAAGCCGGCACCCACCGCUGCGCCCAGCACAGCAGCAGCGGCCGGGCCCAAGCCGCCAGCCUCUGCCCCCGCGGCCCCCAAGCCGGCACCCACCGCUGCGCCCAGCACAGCAGCAGCGGCCGGGCCCAAGCCGCCAGCCUCUGCCCCCGCAGGCCCCAAGCCGGCGGCAGGCGGCGGUGGUGCAGGGCAGCAGGCAACUGGUGCUGCGGGCGGCGGCGGCGGCGGCGGCAAUGGCUGGCUGCUGCACCCAUCUGUGCCGAUCGAUGUGCGCAUUCUAGGGGCGGGGUUGGUGGGUGCUGGAGCCCUCGCGUACAGCCUCAGCGGCGGCGGCGACGGCGGCGACAGGCCUGGUGAGGCAAAGCAGGGGGUGGUGGAGGAAGCAGGCUUCACGAUGCAGCCAGAGGAGGCAGCAGGCCCAGCCCCUGCAGAAGCGGUGGCGGCAGCGGCGGCGCCAGAGGCGGGCGAGGCGGCGGCGGCGCCCGAGGCGCCCGCGGAGGCUGCCGCGCGGCAGGCAGAGGGCGAGGCGGCGCCUGCUGCUGCCCAGCAGGCUGCAGACAAGCAGGAGGAGGAGGCGACUUACGUGGAUGGCUCUGCGGCAAGCGCUGCCGCCUUUGCCUCUCGUGCCGCCGUGCUGGGCGUGAUUGAGGAGGUGUUCAGCAAGGAAGCCACCGAGCAGCUGCGGGAGCUGGAGGAGCAGGCGGCGCAGGAGGCGGCAGCCGCGGCGGCCGCCAGCCGCCAGAAGGUGGCAGCCGCGGGCAGGGAGGCGGCGGCGGGCGGCGCCGAGGCCGCCAUCGCCGCCGCCGCGGCCAAGGCUGCCAAGGCGGCUGCCGCGGCCAAGGCCAGGGCGGAUGCAGCUGCGCAGCGGGCCGAGGAGGACCUCGUGGCGAUGCAGUCUGCUGUGGCCGACCAGGCGGGGGAGGCUGUGGCCAGCGGAUUUGUGCAGAGCCUGCGUGCCGAGCAGCCGUCGAUCACCAGCCUGCUGCAGGCCGGCAAGCACAGCAAGGAGCAGAAAGAGGCUGCUGCGGCUGCUGCGGCGGCGACGGAGCCGCCGCCACCCGUCCAGCCGGCGCCCGCCGAGGUGGCAGAGGCGGUGGCGAGGGCGCAGCGGCUGCUGGGCGUGCAGCUGGACGUCAGCGCCGCCGGGCUGAUUGCCGAGGCGAUGCGGCACGGCAUGGGGCCGGCAGAGGACUGGUCUGAUUACCCGCAGCGCCACAGGCAGGCGGAGGCGGAUGCUGCGGUGCUGGGAGAGCUGCUGGAGGCUGCGGGCGCCAGCGUGGAGCGCCAGCUGGCGGCGGCGGCGCGCGAGGGCGAAGCGGGCCGCGCCGCGGCGGCGGCGGCGCGGCGCCAGCUGGCGGAGCAGGCCGAGUCGUUCAGGGCGGUGCUGAAAGAGGCGCUGGCGCGCGCCGAGGAGCAGCAGCGCCAGCAGCUGCGGCGGCAGGCCGAGGAGCUUGCCACCGCGCACGCGGAGAUGACUGUGCGGGAGCGCGCGGAGCGUGCGGCCAAGCUGGAUGCCGUGCGAGAGCGGCUCAAUGCCCUGGAGCUGGCGUUCCGGCGCCGCAGCACCGAGCAGCGCACCAGCCACGGCGCCCACCAGCUGUCUCUGGGCGCCUUCUCGCUGCGCUCGGCGCUGGCGGCGGGCGCGCCGCUGGCGCAGCCGCUCGACUUUCUGCGCGGCCUGGCUGCGGCGGACCCCGUGGUGGCGGCGGCGGUGGGCGCGGUACCGCCCGAGGCGGCCGCGGCGCCGGUUCCGACCCGUGACCAGCUGGCAGACGGCUUCCGCGACGUGCAGCGGCUGAGCCGGGAGCUGAGCAUGGUGCCGCAGGGGCAGGGCGGCGUGCUGUCGGUGGCAGUGGCCAAGCUGGCGGCCAAGCUCAAGAUUGCCGAGCGCGGCCCGCUGGCUGCCGCCCUGCCUGGCGACGGCAUCGACAAGCGCCUGGCGGCGGCGCAGCAGCGGCUGCUCGACGGCGAGCUGCUGGCGGCGGCGGCGGAGCUGGAGGCGGCGGUGGCGGGCACCGCGGCGGCGGGCGUGGUGGCGGACUGGGCGCGCUCGGUUCGGCUGAGGGCCGCCGCGGAGCAGUCGGCGGCGCUGCUGGAGGCGCACGCGGCGGCGGAGACGGCCAGCCUGGCAUGA
Molecule: messenger RNA, 2841 nt
Organism: Chlorella variabilis
Lineage: Eukaryota; Viridiplantae; Chlorophyta; Trebouxiophyceae; Chlorellales; Chlorellaceae
Exons: 8
Coding region: 1-2841 (946 amino acids)
Biological process (GO): cristae formation
Cellular component (GO): MICOS complex
Source: RefSeq, a predicted model, not a curated record